Cotesia glomerata is the source of this 1612-nucleotide messenger RNA. It is a transcript of the gene Cth, whose product is annotated as cystathionine gamma-lyase. Bases 1 to 1167 code for a protein of 388 amino acids. Lineage: Eukaryota; Metazoa; Arthropoda; Insecta; Hymenoptera; Braconidae. Gene Ontology annotation, biological process: transsulfuration. Gene Ontology annotation, molecular function: cystathionine gamma-lyase activity; pyridoxal phosphate binding. The transcript is spliced from 7 exons. The record is from RefSeq and is a predicted model, not a curated record. Gene Ontology annotation, cellular component: cytoplasm.
AUGCCGACUAAUACCGAAGAAGGUUUUGCUACAAAAGCUAUUCAUGCUGGACAAGAUCCACUUCAAUGGAAUCAUUGCCCAGUUGUUGGACCAUUGGUUAUGUCAACGACUUUUCGGCAAGAUGAUGCUGCUGAACAUCGUGGAUAUGAGUACGGCAGAAGUGGAAACCCAACUCGCAACAUGCUGGAGACAUGCCUCGCUGCGAUAGAAAACGGCAAGCAUGCGCUGACCUUUGCAUCAGGUCUGGGUGCUAAUACAGCACUGGGAGCUUUAUUGGAAUCCGGAGACCACAUCCUGAGCGUCGACGACGUCUACGGCGGCACCAGCCGUUAUUUCAGAACCUGUCUUUCCAGAAAUAAAAUUGAGAUCACGUUCGCCGAUGGCACAAAUGUUAAAAAUUUCGUCAACUCCGUUAAAGAGAACACGAAGAUGGUAUGGAUUGAAACACCAACAAACCCGUUGCUUAAGAUCAUAGAUAUCCGUGCUAUUGUUGACGCUGUGAAAGCUAUUAGACCAGAUAUCAUUGUCGUAGUUGAUAACACUUUUCUCACUUGUUAUUUCCAAAAACCGCUAGAAUUAGGAGCUGAUUGUGUUUUGUACUCGUUGACGAAGUAUAUGAAUGGACAUUCGGAUAUUGUAAUGGGUGCAAUUAUUGUCCGGAGCGAUGAACUUGAAAAACGAUUGCGUUUUCUUCAAAAUGCACUUGGAAUUGUACCAUCACCAUUUGAUUGCUCACAAGUAAGCCGAAGUUUAAAGACCCUGGAAGUAAGAAUGAAACAGCACAUGGUAGCCGGAUUAGCUGUUGCUGAAUUUCUCGAAUCACAUCCUCAAGUCACCCGAGUAUUCCAUCCUCUUUUACCAUCACACCCACAAUAUGAGAUAGCGAAGAAACAAAUGUCAGGACACAGUGGUAUGGUGACGUUUUACUUGAAAGGCGACUCGCGUAAAUUCCUUAAAGCAUUAAAAAUAUUCAUGAUAGCCGAGUCACUUGGCGGGUAUGAGUCUCUCGCAGAAUUGCCGUCGGUAAUGACACACGCUUCGUUGACGCAAGAAGCGAGAGAUGAGUUGGGUAUCAACGACCAGCUGAUUCGUCUAUCAGUCGGACUAGAAACCCAGAGUGACUUGAUAGCCGAUUUGGAACAAGCAUUGAAAGCUUCUCAGUUGUAAAAAAUAUUUUUAUUUUUAUUUUUGUCCUCAAUCUCACAAUUUUUUUACAUCACAUUCAUUCCAAUCAAUAUUAUAAUUAUUGAUAUGAAUUUUUAAAAUUUUACAUCAAUAAUUGCCAUAACUUUCAUCACUUUUAUUAGCAAUAAAAAAAAAAAAAAAAAAGUGUCUUAUUAAAAAUAAUUGAAUAAUUAAUUAUUUUUUUAGCAAACAAAGAUAAAUAAUAUGCUCAAAUCUUAAAAUUUAGCUUUUAGUAUUCUGACAGUAUCAAUUAUACAAAUAUUUUAUCUAUAAUAAUAAUAAUAAUAAUUGUUAUUUAUACCCUCAUUAAUCAAGAUCAGUUAAAUUAAUACUGACAUUCCGAUUAUCCAGUUUGUUAUUGUGAUGGUUGAGUUGUUUGUAUCAAUUUAUACAUAAAAAAUAAAAUUAUGAUGAUAAAAAUUUUUUU